GUUAUGUCCUGUAUACGCAUUUUUCUAGAAGUUUAAUGGUUAAUUUCUUGGCUUCUGUCAUUAAUAAUGUUAUUUUGCUACUUCAUCUCAUAAAUGACACUAAUAACUGAAAUAUACAACAGGUAUUUGCAGUGGCCGCCCUUGUGGUCGUCGUCAUGGCCCGGCCAGAUAACCCGCCUACAUAUGGCUACUCUGCUCCCACACCCUCAUACACACCCGUCAAGUACGACUUUAACUACGCCGUAAACGACCCAUCAUCUGGCAACGACUUCGGACAUGAGGAAGCCCGUGAUGGCGACAACACACAAGGAUCCUACUACGUCCUUCUUCCCGACGGUCGUCUGCAGAGGGUCACCUAUAAUGUGAACGGAGAUUCCGGUUACGUGGCAGAUGUCACCUACGAGGGAGAGGCUCACUAUCCUACCCCAAAGGCCUCCUAUGGUCCUCCUCAGCCUUCCUACAAACCUCCCACCCCCUCCUAUGCUUAAGGAACAGUACUAAGAUAUUUAUUGAUUUCUGAUCUUUGUAAAUACUAGAUAUUAAACAUGCAAACUUCAUCUUUAAUAGUUUCAUAUCCAAUACAUGUUUUAAAUUAUAUUCUGGGGAAUUGAAAAUCUGACUAUUCCUAAAAUAUAUUUCUUCGAAGUAUAAUUAUGUUGAACAAUCUAA
Penaeus indicus is the source of this 669-nucleotide messenger RNA. Its product is annotated as pro-resilin-like. Gene Ontology annotation, cellular component: extracellular matrix. The coding region runs from base 156 to 488 and encodes 110 amino acids. The transcript has a single exon. The record is from RefSeq and is a predicted model, not a curated record. NCBI's taxonomy places the organism in Eukaryota, Metazoa, Arthropoda, Malacostraca, Decapoda, Penaeidae.